This is a messenger RNA of Penicillium verhagenii, 1518 nucleotides long. RefSeq lists its product as uncharacterized. Gene Ontology annotation, molecular function: transmembrane transporter activity. Lineage: Eukaryota; Fungi; Ascomycota; Eurotiomycetes; Eurotiales; Aspergillaceae. Gene Ontology annotation, biological process: transmembrane transport. The coding region runs from base 1 to 1518 and encodes 505 amino acids. The transcript has a single exon. Gene Ontology annotation, cellular component: membrane. The record is from RefSeq and is a predicted model, not a curated record.
AUGGAAGACAAGAAAACACCGGCAUCAAUUCGCAAAGAUGUUGACAACGUUUCAUCUGCCGAGGGGCAGAUGGAUAGCACUACUACUGCAUACCAACGACUACCGGAAACCCUUCGAAAUAUGAGUGACGAAGAACUCAAGGAAAUGAAUGUCAAACUUGUACGCAAAGUUGAUCUCAUUGUAUUGCCGACUAUUGGUAUUCUAUACAUAUUGAACUACGUCGACCGUCAAAACUUGGCUGCAGCUAAGCUCCAGGGGAUUAUGGAGGAUUUAAAUUUGACCACUCAACAGUUCGCCACCGCGGUUUCAAUUUUGUUUGUGGGAUACUUGCCUUUCCAAAUCCCAAGUAACCUCAUCAUCACCAAGAUCUCCAGACCGGGCAUGUACAUCUGUUUAGCCGUGGCAAUUUGGGGCUGUAUCUCAGCCUCAACCGCGGCAGUCAAGAAUUAUGGCCAGCUACUUGCGGUCAGAGCCGUCCUGGGAGCCGCCGAAGCAGUCUUCUUUCCCGGCGCAAUAUACUACCUCUCUGCGUGGUAUACAAAAAUGGAACUGGGCAAGCGAAUUGCCGGUCUAUACAUAGCACAACAAGUGGGGAAUGCCUUUGGUGGACUGUUCGCCGCUGCAGUCCUGCAGCUGGAUGGUGUUCGCAACAUUGCAGGUUGGCAAUGGCUUUUUAUUAUUGAAGGUAGUGCCACGGUAGGUGUUGGGGUCAUUUGCGCCUGUGUUAUGCCCGAAUUUCCACACAACAGUCGCAUAUUAUCGCCCUUGGAACGCGACUUGGCAGUUUGGAGAAUAGAGGCCGAGGCCGGUCCCGCCGAAGGAUCAGAAGAUGAGAGUGCUCUCAGAGGUUUCAAACAAGCCCUAUCAGAUCCCAAGCUGCUUCUACUCAUAUUUUGCAACAUGCUGUCCCAGACACAAGGCUCAAUUGCGAACUACUUCCCAACGCUCAUGAGCUCCCUCGGAUUUUCUAGCACGAUCAGUUUGCUCCUUACUGCUCCACCUUACAUUCUUGCUGGCCUCGUUUAUUUUGGGAUUAUGUUUUAUUCCGACCGCAAAAACCAUGUCUUCUUCCUGAUCCUGUCAUGCAUCGCCAUUUCAAUUGUGAUGUAUAUCAUCCCCAUGACCACAGUCAACGUUGGAGCCCGGUACUUUUCCAUGAUGAUUUUACCUUUUGCAUCGGUGGGGCCACAGCUUCUUCUCUACAAGACGAUUAACCUCCAUCUGGCACGACCUGUUUCAAAGCGCGCAGCAGCAUCAGCUUUGGUUAAUGCCAUUGGAGGAACCUCAAACAUUUGGGCCUCAUACCUUUACUAUGCAGGCCCGCAUUUCUAUGCUGCAUUCGGGACGUUGAUGGGGGCUGCCGUUUUGUUUGCAAUUACAAUCACCGUCUAUCGAUGGCUAGUACUACGUGAGAACCAGCGACUGGACUCGGGCGACCCAGACAAGAUCGCGCAAGUAGUCAAGGGGGGUGUCACUGCCGAAAUGGUGCAGCUGAAUUGGCGCUAUGAAAUGUACUGA